Messenger RNA from Leucoraja erinaceus (little skate), 951 nucleotides. RefSeq lists its product as uncharacterized. The annotation marks the transcript as partial. The transcript has 3 exons. Lineage: Eukaryota; Metazoa; Chordata; Chondrichthyes; Rajiformes; Rajidae. The record is from RefSeq and is a predicted model, not a curated record.
UUUCAGCACAUCUUCAGCUUCAGUUCCAGCUCUCGCUCCAUCUCCAGCUCCAUCUCCUGCUCCAUCUCCAGCUCCAUCUGGAGCUCCAGCUCCAGCUCCAUCUCCAGCUCUAGCUCCAGCUCCAUCUGUUAACCCAUCUCCACCUCCAGUUCAAGCUCCAGCUCAAGCCAGCUCCAUCUUCUGCUCCAGCUCUCCAUCUCCAACACCAGCUCGAACUCCACCUCAAUCUCCAGCUCAUCCAGCUACAUCUCCAGCUAUAUCUCCAUCUCCAGCUCCAGCUCCACCACCUGCUCUAGCUCCAUCUCCAUCUCCAUUUCUAAUUCCAUCUCGAGCUCCAUCUGCAGCAUCUGCAUGUCUACCGACAUCUCCAGUCCCAUCUGCAGCUGUAACUCCAUCUCCAGCUCUAGUUCUAGCUGCAUCUCCGGCUUUAUCUCUAGCUGCAGGUCCAACACCAGCUCCAGCUUCAUUACCAGCUCCAUCCCCCGCUCCAGCUCCAUCUCCAUCUCCGUCUCCUGCACCAUAUCCAGCUCCAUCUCCAGCUCUCGCUCCACCCCCAGCUCUAGUGCCAGCUCCAUUACCAGCUCCAGCUCCAGCUCCAUCUCCAGCUCCAUCUCCAGCUCCAUCUCCAGCUGCAUCACCAGCACCAGCUCCAACUCCAGCUCCUCCAGCGGCAUCUCCAGCUCUAUCUCCAUCUCCAUCUCCAGCUCCAUCUCCUGCUCUCGCUCCAUCUCCAUCUCCAAUUCUAGUUCCAUCUCGAGCUCCAUUUCCAGCAGCUCCGUAUCUACCUCCAUCUCCUGUUCCAUCUGCAGCUGUAGAUCCAUCUCUUGCUCCAUGUCCAGCUCCAUCUCCAGCUCCAUCUCCAUCUCCAGCACCUUCUUCAGUUUCAGUUCCAGCUCUCGCUCCAGCUCAAUCUCCAGCUCAAGCCAGCUCCAUCUUCUGCUCCAGCUGUAG